AGCAGCCAGUCAGUCUCAGUGAGGUUUUUGAAAAAACUCCAAACCAACUUCAGGCUGCUCCGAGGAAACACCACCGCGGGAAACUCUCUGUCACAUUCAACCAAAUCCCAACGAGAAGCUUUUUUUCCCAAAAAAUUGAGUAAAGAUGAUAAAGACAACGACCACAGAGAGGGACCUGGCCGAGGACGCUACGUGGAAGAAGAUCCAGCAGAACACCUUCACCCGCUGGAUCAACGAGCACCUGAAGUGCGUCAACAAGCGGAUCGCAGACUUGCAGCUGGACCUGAGCGACGGCCUGAGGCUCAUCGCGCUGCUGGAGGUCCUCAGCCACAAGAAGAUGUACAGCAGGUACAACACGAGGCCCAACUUCAAGCAGAUGAAGAUAGAGAACCUGACGGUGGCUCUGGAGUUCCUGGAGAAGGAGAAAAUCAAGCUGGUCUCCAUCGACUCUGAAGCCAUCUUUAAUGGGAACCUGAAGCUGAUCCUGGGUCUGGUCUGGACUCUGAUUCUGCACUACUCCAUCUCCAUGCCGGUCUGGGAGGGCGAAGAUGAAGAUGAUGCAGAGUCAAAGACACCAAAGCAGCGUCUGCUGGGCUGGAUCCAGAACAGAGUCCCUGAUAUGCCACUCACCAACUUCAGCCAGGACUGGAAGGACGGCAAAGCACUGGGAGCACUGGUAGACAGCUGUGCACCAGGUUUGUGUCCAGACUGGGAGUCCUGGGAUCCAGAAAAAAAGGUGGAGAACUCCACUGAGGCCAUGCAGCUGGCCGAUGACUGGCUGGGUAUCCCACAGGUGAUUACACCUGAGGAGAUCAUAAAUCCAAAAGUGGACGAAUUGUCGGUGAUGACCUACCUGUCUCAGUUCCCCAAAGCCAAGCUGAAGCCCGGAGCUCCACUGAAACCCAAACUUAACCCCAAGAAGGCCCGCGCAUACGGACCAGGUAUUGAACCGACGGGGAACAGAGUGAUGCGUCCUGCUGUGUUCACAGUGGACACGUUCAGUGCAGGUCAGGGUCAGGUGACCGUCUACCUGGAUCAUCCGGAUGGCACCAGAGAGGAGCUGAAGGCGGAGCCUAAUGAGGGCAAGAAGACGUUCAGCGUCAAAUAUACUCCUCAAGUCGUGGGACCUCACAAGGUGACGGUGAUGUUUGCAGGUCAGCAGAUUCCCAAAAGUCCAUUCGAGGUGAACGUGGAUAAGGCGCUGGGCGACGCCACCAAGGUCACAGUGAAAGGCCCGGGAGUCGAACCUGUGGGCAACGUCGCCAACAAACCAACCUACUUUGACAUCUACACUGCAGGAGCUGGAACAGGAGACGUGACGGCCAUGAUCAAAGACCCGCAGGGCCAGCAGAACACCGUGGAGGUGAUGAUGGAGGAUAAGGGCGACAGCACGUAUCGCUGCACCUACAAGCCCACCCAGGCCGGUCCGCACGCUGUCAGCGUCCUCUUCGGAGGGGUGGGGAUCCCAAAGAGCCCCUUCAGCGUGGACGUGGGGCCUGCCUGCAUGCCGGGGGCGUGCAGAGCGACGGGUCGUGGUCUUCAGCCGUCGGGCAUGAGGGUGAAGCAGGUCGGUGACUUCAAGGUGGACACCAAAAACGCCGGCAGUGGAGACCUGAAGGUGGUCGUCAAAGGACCCAAGGGCAUCGUGGAGCCGGUGAAGCAGCUCUCCAGUCAGGAUGGUGUCUUCUCCUAUGAGUAUUAUCCCAACAGUCCUGGCAAAUACACCGUCUCCAUCACCUGGGGGGGUCAACACAUCCCCAAGAGUCCCUUCGAGGUGACGGUGGGUCAGGAGGCGGGGCCUCAGCAGAUCAGGGCUUGGGGUCCGGGCCUGGAGGGAGGCGUUGUGGGUAAACCAGCGGCCUUUGUCGUGGAGUCCGUCGGCUCUGAUGUCGGAGUGCUGGGUUUUGCCAUCGAGGGACCUUCUCAGGCUAAGAUCGAGUGCGAGGACCAGAAUGACGGCUCGUGUGAUGUCCGUUACUAUCCGACCGAGCCCGGAGAGUACGCCGUCCACGUGACCUGUGAUGAGGAGGACAUCGAGCACAGCCCCUUCAUGGCCUACAUCGUCCCCGACAACAACGCCAGUAACCCCGAUAAGGUUAAGGCUUUCGGACCGGGUCUUGAGAAGACUGGCUGCCUGAUCAACCAACCGGCCGAGUUUACUGUCAAUGCCAAGGAUGCUGGGAAAGGACCUCUGAAGAUCACAGCUCAGGACGCAGAGGGACUUCCUGUGGAGGUGACGGCGAGGGCUAAGGGUGACGGCCUUUACUCCUGCUCCUACAUGCCCAACUCCCCUCUCAAACACACCGUGUCCGUGUCCUGGGGAGGAGUCAGCAUCCCCAACAGCCCCUUCAGGGUGAACAUUGGUAAAGGCAGCCACCCCAAGAUGGUGAAGGUGUUUGGCCCUGGAGUGGAGAGAACGGGACUGAAGGCCAAUGAGCCCACGCACUUCACUGUGGAUUGUUCAGGAGCUGGAGAUGGAAGCUCUUUGAUUGAAGUUCCACAGAGCCCUUUUAGCGUCAAGGUUGAUCCUUCCCACAAUGCAUCGAAGGUCAAAGCGGAGGGUCCUGGACUGGCUCGCACGGGUAUAGAGAGCGGUAAACCGACUCACUUCACAGUGUUGACCAAAGGAGCCGGUAAAGCACCGCUGGACGUCACCUUCUCCUCCCCUGUCCAAGACUUUGACAUCAUCGACAACUAUGACUACUCCCAGACUGUCAAAUACACACCUAUGCAACAGGGGGAGCAGACGAUCACGGUGAAGUUUGGAGGAGAUCCCAUCGCAAAAAGCCCCUUCACGGUCGGCGUCGCUGCUCCGCUGGAUCUGAGCAAAGUUGUCGUGGACGACCUGGAAGGAAGAGCGGAGGUCAAUCAGGAGCAGCAGUUCAUGGUGAACACGAAGGGUGCAGGAGGUCAAGGUCGCCUGGAGGUGGCAGUGCUGAGUCCCAGCCAGAAGGCAGUGAAGUGUAAAUUGGAGCCUCAGCCCGGUAAAGCAGACGUCAGUAUGGUCCGUUACACCCCCACAGAGGAGGGCGUCCACGCCGUCAACGUGUCCUAUGAUGGACACCCUGUCCCCGGGAGUCCCUUCCCUGUGGAUGCCCAGCUGCCUCCAGACCCCAGCAAGGUGAAGGCGUUCGGUCCUGGUCUGAAAGGAGGUCUAGUUGGAAACCCGGCAGAGUUCACCAUCGACACAAAGGGUGCCGGCACCGGAGGUCUCGGGCUGACGGUGGAGGGGCCGACCGAGGCCAAGAUCGAGUGUUCGGACAACGGCGACGGGACCUGCUCCGUGUCCUACCUGCCCACCGAGCCCGGAGACUACCUGGUCAACAUCCUGUUCGAGGAGGUCCACAUUCCGGGCUCGCCGUUCAAAGCCGACAUCCAGCACCCCUUUGACCCCUCUAAGGUGGUGGCAUCUGGGUCGGGCCUGAAGAGAGCCAAGGUCGGAGAGACCAGCGUGGUAAAUGUGGACUGUUCCAAGGCCGGACCAGGACUACUCAGCCUGGAGGACGCCCUCGAAUCCCCCGCGACCAGUCCCUCUGGCACCGCCCCUCGCUCUGGUGUUAAAGCUAAGACGGAGAUCGUGGACAACAAAGACGGGACUUACACGGUGACCUACGUCCCGCUGACCUCAGGCAUGUACACUCUGCUGCUGAAGUACGGAGGCAAAGCCGUCCCCGGUUUCCCCGCCAAGGUCACGGUUGAUCCUGCCGUCGAUACUUCCAAGGUCAAAGUGUUUGGACCCGGAGUGGAAGGAAAAGCUGUUUUUAGAGAAGCCACCACGUCGUUCACGGUGGACGCCCGUCCUCUGACCAAGCGAGGAGGAGAUCACAUAAAGGCGGAGGUCAGGAACCCGUCUGGAGCGCUGACGGACUGCGAGAUCACCGACACGGGCGACGGGACCUACAAUGUCGAGUACACUCCUUUUGAGAACGGCGCCCACAACGUCCACGUUCUGUAUGACGACACACCGGUUCCUAAGAGCCCGUUCAAGGUGUCUGUGUCGGAGGGAUGCGACCCCAGCAGGGUGGUGGCGACCGGCCCCGGGCUCCAACAAGCUCUGACGGACAAACCCAACAACUUCAACAUCAUCACCAGGGGGGCAGGUAUCGGCGGUCUCGGCAUCACUGUGGAGGGUCCAUCAGAGUCCAAGAUGUCUUGCAAAGACAACAAAGACGGCAGCUGCAGCGUGGAGUACGUGCCCUUAACCCCCGGCCUCUACGACGUCAACAUCACCUACGGAGGAGAGCACAUCCCCGGAAGUCCAUUCAAGGUCCCGGUGAAGGACGUGGUGGACUCCAGUAAGGUCAAGGUGUCUGGUCCCGGUGUGGGCUCAGGAGUCAGAGCCAAUGUCCCACAAUCCUUCACUGUGGACUGCAGGAAAGCCGGCGUGGCGCCGCUGGCUGUGGCCGUCACAGCUCCUAAAGGCAUCACUGUGCCUGUGGAGGUGAAGGACAAUGGGGACGGGACUCACCUGGUGUCCUACACUCCGUCUUUGGAGGGACCGCACUCUGUGGCUGUCAAGUACGCAGAUGAGGACGUCCCCCGCAGCCCCUUCAAGUUUCGGGUUCUGCCAACUCACGAUGCCAGUAAAGUGCGAGCCAGCGGCCCCGGGUUGACCAAUGGCGUCCCCGCCAGCUUCCCUGUAGAGUUCAACAUCGACGCCAAGGACGCCGGCCAGGGCCAACUGAGCGUGCUCAUCACGGACCAGGACGGUAAACCGAAGCAGCCCAAUAUCCAUGACAACGGUGACGGUACAUACCGGGUGUCUUAUAUUCCUGACCGUACAGGCCGGUACACCAUCGUCAUAAAGUAUGGCGGUGACGACAUCCCCGCCUCACCUUAUAAGGUCCGCGCCACGGCAACCGGAGACGCCAGCAAGUGCACCGUCACCGGUCCAGGCGUGGGUCCCACGGUGGCCAUCGGCGAGGAGCUCGGCCUGGUGGUGAACGCUAAGGGUGCUGGGAAGGGGAAGGUGAGCUGUGUGGUGGUUCAGCCCGACGGCAGCGAGGUGGAGGCUGAGGUGCUGGAGAACGAGGACGGCACCUUUGACAUCUUCUACACCGCGCCAGCUCCCGGAAACUACGUCAUCUACGUCCGCUUCGGAGGGGAAAACAUCCCCCGCAGCCCCUUCAAAGUCAUGGCUACUGAUGAGAUACCCAUGAUGCAACAGAUGACGUCUCAACAGCAACAGGCCGCCCCCGGAGCUGGCUUUCAGCCCUGGGUGACAUCAGAAAACUACGAGCCAAUCAGCAGCAGCGUUAAUGGAAGCGGCUUCAGACCGUUCGACAUGGUGAUACCUUUCUCCUUCAGGAAGGGAGAAAUCACAGGUGAGGUGCACAUGCCUUCAGGUAAAACAGCUCAGCCGCUGAUCACAGACAACCUGGAUGGGACGGUCACGGUGCAGUACUCGCCCACGGAGGCCGGCCUGCACGAGAUGCACAUCAAAUACAACGGCUCACACAUUCCAGAGUCUCCCCUUCAGUUCUAUGUGAACCACGCCAGUAGUCCCAGCGUCACAGCCUACGGUCCCGGUCUGAUCUACGGCGUCGCCAACAAGACGGCCACGUUCACCGUCCUCACAGAGGACGCCUCUGAAGGUGGUUUGGACUUGGCCAUCGAGGGUCCGUCCAAAGCAGAGAUCAGCUGUGUGGACAACAAGGACGGCACGUGCAGCGUCAGCUACCUGCCCACUCUGCCCGGAGACUACAACAUCCUGGUCAAAUACAACGGCAAGCACAUCGCCGGCAGCCCGUUCACCGCCAGGAUCACUGAGGACAACCAGCGGCGCUCUCAGGUCAAACUGGGCUCGGCAGCAGAUUUCUCUCUGGACAUCAAUGAGACGGAUCUGAGCCUGCUGACCGCCAGCAUCAGGGCGCCAUCUGGCCGUGACGAGCCCUGCCUGCUGAAGAGGAUGGCCAACAACCACAUCGGUAUCUCCUUCAUUCCCCGGGAGGUGGGUGAGCAUCAGGUCAGCAUCCUGAAGAACGGCCGUCACGUCGCCAACAGUCCUAUCACCAUCAUGGUCGUCCAGUCCGAGAUCGGUGACGCCAGUCUGGUCAAGGCCCACGGAGACGGCCUUAUCCAGGGAACCACCUUCAACAACUCCAGCUUCGUGGUCGACACGCGCGAGGCCGGAUAUGGCGGCUUGGCUCUGUCCAUCGAAGGUCCCAGUAAGGUGGACAUCCAGACGGAGGACAUUGAGGACGGGACAUGUGGAGUCACUUACUGUCCUACUGAACCUGGAAACUACAUUGUCUCAAUCCGCUUUGCAGAGGAACACGUCCCAGGAAGUCCGUUCACGGUGCGUGUGACAGGGGAGGGUCGCAUCCGUGAGAGUAUCACCCGACGACAGAAGGCGGCGUCUGUUGCCAGCGUGGGGAGUGUGUGUGACCUCAGUCUGAAGAUACCAGCAAUCGACAUGCAGGACGUGACUGCUGAGGUUACCUCCCCCUCUGGAAAUAACCAGUCUGCCGAGCUGGUUGCAGUGGGGAAUGACACCUACUGUGUGCGCUUCGUGCCCACAGAGAUGGGUGUUCACACCGUGAGUGUGAGGUACAGGGAUCACCACGUGCCAGGCAGCCCCUUCCAGUUCACUGUGGGGCCGCUGGGAGAAGGCGGGGCCGCCAAGGUGAGAGCAGGAGGACCGGGACUGGAGGGAGCAAAGGCAGGAGAGCCAGCUGAAUUCAGCAUCUGGACGAGGGAGGCCGGGGCUGGCGGUCUGUCCAUAGCCAUGGAGGGACCAAGUAGGGCAGAGAUUUCCUUUGAGGACCGUAAAGACGGAUCGUGCGGCGUCUCUUACAUCGCUCAGGAGCCCGGUGAUUAUGAGAUUUCGGUGAAGUUUAACGAACAGCACAUCCCCAACAGCCCCUACCUUGUUCCUGCUGUUGCCCCUGCAAACGAUGCUCGCCGUCUCACUGUUACCGGCCUUCAGGAGUCUGGUCUGAAGGUGAAUCACCCAGCAUCCUUUGCAGUGUGUAUGAACGGAGCUCAGGGAAAGCUGGAGGCCAAAGUCCACAGCCCCUCUGGAGCUCUGGAGGAGUGUGCCGUCACCGAGCUGGAAAGAGACAAGUACGCUAUCCGGUUCAUCCCCAGGGAGAAUGGUAUCCACAACAUCGACGUCAAGUUCAACCGCUCUCACAUCCCAGGAAGUCCUUUCCAGGUCCGAGUCGGGGAGCCAGGACAGACAGGAGAGCCGGGUCUGGUCUCAGCAUAUGGAUCUGGACUGGAGAGAGGCACGACAGGUAACCCGUCAGAGUUCGUCAUUAACAACACUAAGGCGGGCCCCGGGGCCCUGUCUGUGACCAUUGAGGGUCCAUCCAAGGUAAAGAUGGACUGCACAGAGGUUCCAGAGGGCUACAAGGUGAAGUACACUCCCAUGGCGCCCGGAAACUACCUAAUCAGCAUCAAAUAUGGAGGGCCGAAUCACAUCAAUGGCAGCCCCUUCAAGGCCAAAGUCACGGGUCCUCGGCUGGUGAAUGUGACCAACGCCAGUGAGACGUCAACCCUGACAGUGGAUCCAGCAAUAAGGGCGUCCAGCAGCAGCUUGGUUCAGAGCGCCAUGCCCUGGCUGGGAGACUCCGAUGCCAGUAAGGUGCAGAGCCGAGGCCCCGGCCUCACUAAGGCCUUUGUGGGCCAGAGGAGCAACUUCUCCGUUGACUGCAGCAAAGCCGGUAAGAACAUGCUCCUGGUGGGUGUGCACGGUCCUCAGGUCCCCUGUGAGGAGGUUCUGGUCAAACACUUAGGCAACCUGCAGUACAACGUGAGCUACAUGCUGAAGGAGCGGGGCAACUACGUCCUGGUGGUCAAGUGGGGCGACGACCACAUCCCAGGCUCCCCUUUCCACGUCACCGUCCCAUGAGGCACCAGGAAACCAUCCGUCACUCCUCCUGGAUCCCCUUUUUUAGGUGGACACAUUAGUUGCACUGCAAAUGACUGUCCAGUUAAAAAGUCGCUUGACAAAGUUACGUGUGUACAUUUUGCUUUCAGAUGCGUAGAGUUCAUUAUCACAAGUAUAAAUGAUUUUCAGCCCCGACAGAAUCAAAUUACUUGUUUUUCAAUUUGCCAAACUGCCCCUUACAGAGGAUAAAAUCAUCAGAAAUUUUAAACACUAACUAAAAAAAAACAUUUUAAGGGAAGAGGAAAUGGACAUAUCCAUGAAUGGAGACUCUACUUUUUUUAGUUGGACACUUUUUAUGUCUGCAAUGAAUCAGGAGGCAAAAUGGUAAAUUAUACUAUAAUCUGGUCUAAAACUGGAGCUGUAAAAAUAAAUUAGAGGGAGAACUGAUCUGACUGGGAAAGAGAGAUCUCAUCUGUUUAUUUUUGCUUCCCAAAAAUUAUUAAUUGACAAAAUUUGCACUUGAUGAUAGUUUUUAAACUUGAUUGAUUGGUAAAUUUAAGAUUGCUUGACGUUAGUUAGUGAGGACGUCCUGACACAAUAGCUUGGUGACCUUGCAUCUCUGUUUCCAAAAUGUUAAAAAAUCAAGAUUUGGACUGAGAAGUGGAGCCAAACUUCAAAUAAAUAAAUGAAUAACUGGAAUGACACAGCACUUUGCUUCAAGUUACACAGUGACAGGAACAAAAUUAAAAUGAGGUUUCUUUGAGGUUUGAUUGUGUAAAAGGGAGCUAAAUGACCACCUUCUGAAUAAUUUUGAAUCCUACAAAAAAAAUCUGUUGCCUUUUCUCAACAAUGUUGUGAAGUGCUUUGAAAGAAAAAUGUUAACUUAAAGGCACAGUUUGUAUAUUUUGAAGUUGGGUUGUAUGAGGCACUUGUCCGUAGUCGGUGUGUAUGAGUAGUAGAUGUCCGUCAGCAUGCCCUCAGUUUGGAGAAGCAGGCAGAUGUACCGCUUUACCCUGCUGCAGAAAACCAGAUAUGACGGGGAACUUAAGCCGUUAUACAUCACUUUCUUCAAAGCAACCAGACUCCACUGAGAAAAACACUGAUUUGACCCCACAGAGCGCAGGAGCUGAUCUACCUCUGCCCUGAUCGAAUCUGAAUUUACCCAUAAAAACACAAAAGUCACACAAUAGCAGGAACAAACAAAGUGAGGCAGUGUUAGACCAGCAUCUGUGUUCUGUGAGGUAACGUUACUGUUUUUGUCAAAAGAGUCUGGUGGCUUUGAAGAGAGCACUGAAAGGAAGCAAGUUAAAAUAUUGUCUAAAAAGUGAACAUUUUAACUGAAAAUAAUUUUUUUUAGGUGGCUAAAAUAUGUUUAGUUCUAGCCACAGUAAACAUCAGUACAUUGCUUGGCUUCUGUGGUGGUACUCCAGCCUGCUUCUCUAAACUUGGGGCUGCAGACCGACAUCUACUGUAAGUAUUACACUGACUCAUUCAACCCCACUUAAAAAAAACACAACUGUCCCUUUAACAUCUCAAUUAAAAUAAUAAACUGGAAAUCUUUGUUUAGUUUAGUGUCAAUUUGAUGCUCCAUUAAAAUGUGGUUCAACCACCCGCGCUCCAAAAGGAAGCAUUAAACUCUACAUGACUACUGAUGCUUAUUGCUAAUUUCUUUGUUUCCAAAAUCCCAUGAAUACAUUAUGGUGCCAUAAAGAAUCAAUAUAACUGUUAAAGCUGCCUUCACACUACUGUUUCCUGCACUGUACGACAGACUACUUAAUUACGUGCUUGGGUUCAUUGCCGCUUUAUGUUAUUCCUUCAGCUGUAUUUUCCACAUGAACAGAUCUGACUUUUAACUUUGUGGCUCAGUUCUGAUGUGCUUCACGUGUGCCUGAACACAGCAUGAGUGACAGUCAGCCAGGGAUGCUGGAUAGCCACGUUUCAUAUAUACUGACAUUAAAGUCCACCUAUGAGUCCGAUUGUACUUUCACUAUAAUCACUGCAAAGAAUGCUGUAACAUUACAUUAAAAAUCAGGUCUGAGUUGGAAAAUUAGGUCAGAUUUUUGUUUUGUGUGUAAAUCCUGUAGAAAACAGGAUGGAUCUGUCUUUAUCACUUACCUGGAUGUUGUUGCCUAAUCGUUGCUACUUUUGAUACUUUGAGGAUGAGAGGAUUUUUGUAUGGGGGGGGACAUGUCAUUUUGUAUUAGGGAAUGGGUGUUUCAAUGUGAAACAAAACCCUGAGAUGAUGUACAUUUGAUAAUUAAAAUGAACUGGAAUUAAAAA
Plectropomus leopardus (leopard coralgrouper) is the source of this 10114-nucleotide messenger RNA. The record is from RefSeq and is a predicted model, not a curated record. Lineage: Eukaryota; Metazoa; Chordata; Actinopteri; Perciformes; Serranidae.